Messenger RNA from Durusdinium trenchii, 2610 nucleotides. NCBI's taxonomy places the organism in Eukaryota, Dinophyceae, Suessiales, Symbiodiniaceae. The record is from the annotation of a GenBank genome assembly.
AUGGCGCUGCUCGUGUCCCCCGCGACGCCGCGAAGUGUGGCAUCGACUGCGCUGGAUAGCGAGGAUUCGGAGACAGAGCCUCCUGCACCACUUGCACCUUCAACUGCAGCGCCUGCCGCGGGCAGCGCGGCGGAUGCGGCUCAGUCAGGGACCAUUGAUGUGGCCUCGGAGAGUGAUGUGGAGAUGACCGAGCUGAAGGAUGCCAAGGCUACGCCUCUCCACCAGGCCGCGGCGCGGUCCGGGGGACGGCAGAGCUCCUUGCUGUUUUGGACUUCCAGGGCUGAGGGGCCGCCCGGCAAACGCUUCAAGCGCCUCACCGCUUCUGAAGCCACGGCACGCCGCCGCGACCGCCGCGAGCGCAACACCGCGCUGCGCUUCUGGGAGAUCCGGCUGCCACCGCCGGUGGUGGGCUAUGACCACCAGGUUGAGCGGCUUUGCUCCAGCAGCAUCGUCAAUGGCUUGGAGGCUUGGUUUCCCGUGGAACCACUCCCCUCGCAGCUGCAACUCCUUUCAGCCGCGGUGGAAGCGAUGGAGAAACGCACGGUGGCAUUGCUGGAAAGCCCCACCGGCACGGGAAAGACCCUGGCACUCCUCACUUCAUCCUUGGCCUUCCAGUGGAGGUGUUUUCAAUCCUGGCAGCAGCAGGGGCAUCACCUGCCACCUGCACCCGCCAGCCGCUUGGGCAGGAAGGAUGACCAAGCCGCGCCAGAUGGGCAAACCGGCACGGGGGGUGGGCCGGAUGGGCCAGCCGCAGUGCCUCGAGUGAUUUGGAUCGCGCGCACGCAUGACCAGUUGGAGCACACCAUCCGCGAGCUUCGCCGCCUACCCUACCGACCGCUCGAGUCCCUGCGCAUCUCGCGCGAGCGUUUUUGCUUGCACCCCUUCGUCCAGCAGGCACAAGACAAGUCCACGGCCUGUGAGAUGGCCACCAUGACGCGGCACGGCAAUGCUUUGGGAGGUGGCAUGUCAGGCUGUGUGCACCUGGACAACGCCGAGGCCAUCGGCUACCCGACCAUUGCAGAGCACCGCGCCAAGUUCGAGGCUGGUGGCACUCUGGCGGUCUACGACAUUGAGGAUUUGGUGAAAGAGGGCCAUGACACGCAGACCUGCCCGUAUCACGCGUCGAUGGAUUUGACGGGCGAAGGUGCAGCCUUGAUUCUGUGCACCUAUCCGCAAAUCAUGGACCCCUGCGUCCGAGAGAGCAGUAAUUUCGAGCAAGUCCUGCAAGACGCGGUCGUGGUGAUCGAUGAAGCACACAACUUGCCUCAGGUGGCGCGCGAUAGCGCAAGCUUUCGCGGAAGUGUGGUGGACUUUGAGCAACUGAUUUCGAAGCUUCAGGGCUUGGCAAAAGCCACGGCAGAGCCUGAGGCUGUGGAGCUUGCUGAGAAGGUUUGUGGUGCUGUGACGCGCCUGCGAGAUUGGCUGAGUACGUCCGCCGCGGGUGGUGAUGCUGGACCCAUUCGACUGACGCCCAUGGGCGACGAGCUGCGAGAUGAAGGCGGUCGGGGAUGCUUGGUCUUGGUGUCGCAGAUUGCGGGUGUGGGCUCCGUGGCCGAGGCCCAGCGUCUCCUAACGAUGCUCCGCGGCCUUCGGCGGCGCUUCAUCGAGCACGGUCUGGAAGGCUGGGCGGUACGCUCUUCAGCAGUGAAUGAGAUGGACUCCUUUCUGCGGAAGAUGUCACUGGUGCUCGAGGAAGCAGGUCGAGGCAGCUAUACCUUAGUCGUCACGAAAGCCGGCUUCGGCCAGCGGGGACGUUUGGCCAUGGUGGCUCUCAGUGGCCUGGUGGCCUUUCACAACGCAGUGGGCCACUGCCGCGCGGUGCUUUGCGCCUCCGGCACCCUGGCACCUUUCCCUCUCUUCAAGCGCGAGCUGGGGCUGGAGCUUGAAGGAGCAGAGCCUACGCUGUUCUCCAGCCGAGUUGUGGCAGAAGAGAUCGGGCAGUCACCCCACGUGAGCCGGAGGCUCAAGGUCUUGGCCAUCAAAGCCGUGGAGGGCCAGAAGCUACUGGAAGGUCGAACCCAGACGACGGAGUUCGAUUCGCUCAGUUCCACUCGCAGCUUUCGGGCCCAGCAUGGGGCUCAGUAUUUGUCUUCCUUGGCGAAGGUCCUUCAGUUGCUCCUGCCAGCCGUGCCCCAUGGCAAGCUCAUCUUCUUUCCCUCGCACGAGCAGUUGGCCGAUGCGGUGAAUCAUUGGCAGCGCCUGGCGCUGCUGCAGCGCGGCGCUGCCGGCGGCUUCGAUCGUUUGGGUGGCAUCCCGGUGGUCAUUGAGACCUCCGGCUUGAGCAGUGAAGCUGCAGCUGCUUUGGUGUCACAAUACCGGCAGCUGGCGUCCAAAGACGAAGGCUCCAUCCUCCUGGCUGUCAUGCGUGGCCGCUGUGCAGAGGGCGCUGAUUUCAAGGACGAGGCCGCCCGCGCUGUGGUGGUUGUUGGUGUGCCCUUUCCCAGUAUGGACACUGAAGUGCGCUUGAAGAUGGAGUACGAAGGUCGACAUGGCUCUGCAUGGUACGAGGCUGAAGCUUACCGAUCUGUGUCGCAGGCUGCGGGGCGACUGUUGAGACACCAGUCGGACUACGGAUGCCUGCUCCCUGACCAGGAAAAAGAACCUUUUUGA